Messenger RNA from Eimeria maxima, 294 nucleotides. RefSeq lists its product as hypothetical. The record is from RefSeq and is a predicted model, not a curated record. The transcript has a single exon. The coding region runs from base 1 to 294 and encodes 97 amino acids. Lineage: Eukaryota; Apicomplexa; Conoidasida; Eucoccidiorida; Eimeriidae.
AUGGCGCCAGCCCGCCCCAGUGUGAAGUCUGCCCGGAAGGCCCCCAAAAAGUCCCCGACAAAGAAGCCCUCUAAGGCUUCUGCAGCAAAGGGCAGCACCACUGUCGGCAGGAAGACAUCGCGUGCUGCAUCUGGUGCUCCAGCAGCAGUAGCAGCAGCAGCACCCAAGGUGAAAAAGACCAUCAGCAAGAAGCAGACGAAGCCGGCGAAGGCAAAGAUGGUCAAAAAGGCCAUAAAGAAACAAACCACGAAAAAGACGCCAGCAAAGAAGUCCAAGAGCAGCAAGAAAGCAUGA